CGUCUGCCUCCCAGAAACAAUACUCCCACUCAAACUCUCCCCUUCGCCCACAUACGGCGGCGGAGCACCCACCGCCGUCCUCCGCCGGAACCUGCGGCUGCCCGACCUCCAACCUGCCGCCAGCACACCCACUGGCACCCGGGCGGGCCUAUAUCUGCGAUCCAUCCAGACUUUAGCCGGUUUCUCCCUCCGUUGGAUCAAGUGGAUUGACAGCGAGGGUUCCCAAAAAAGCCAACAUGCUGUUCUUCUCCUACUUCAAGGAGCUCGUCGGGAAGGAAGUGACAGUGGAGCUCAAGAACGACCUGGCCAUCCGUGGCACGCUCCACUCGGUCGAUCAGUACCUCAACAUCAAGCUCGAGAACACUCGGGUCGUCGACCAGGAGAAGUACCCCCACAUGCUAUCGGUGCGGAACUGCUUCAUCAGAGGAUCUGUGGUGCGGUACGUGCUCCUUCCACAGGACGGGGUUGACAUCGACAUCCUCCAUGAUGCCACCAGGAGGGAGGCACGGGGCGGCUGAUCAAGAUUUUAUAUUUCUGUCGAGAGAGAAUUCUAAUCUGAUGUGUGGAACUGGAACAUGUAUACAUUAACAUGGCUUAACUUCCCUCCUGGUACACUUGCAGUGCAGACUAUCGAAAAGGUUUCUUGUCA
Messenger RNA from Lolium perenne, 649 nucleotides. Its product is annotated as sm-like protein LSM2. Gene Ontology annotation, molecular function: RNA binding. Gene Ontology annotation, cellular component: U4/U6 x U5 tri-snRNP complex; catalytic step 2 spliceosome; precatalytic spliceosome. The record is from RefSeq and is a predicted model, not a curated record. Gene Ontology annotation, biological process: mRNA splicing, via spliceosome. NCBI's taxonomy places the organism in Eukaryota, Viridiplantae, Streptophyta, Magnoliopsida, Poales, Poaceae.